Colletotrichum navitas is the source of this 2766-nucleotide messenger RNA. RefSeq names its product F-box domain-containing protein. NCBI's taxonomy places the organism in Eukaryota, Fungi, Ascomycota, Sordariomycetes, Glomerellales, Glomerellaceae. The transcript is spliced from 3 exons. Bases 1 to 2766 code for a protein of 921 amino acids. The record is from RefSeq and is a predicted model, not a curated record.
AUGGCCCCAGCCCUGCAAACCACAGACGCCAUGACCCAUCAAGCCGCUGAGCCGCAUCCAAACGAGGUUGUGUCUUCAUACCACAAUGGCGCACAAACUCAGUCUACGCCUGCCGGCAAUGAUGCCAACCCCGGUACCGGACCAGACCCUUCGACCGUCAUGCGCAAGCUCAUGAAGGGGAAGGAUAAGGAAUGGGAUGCAGUUGUGUCGGCUUGUGUGGCCAAGAAGAAACUCACCCUCCUUGAGCUGCCAGUGGACAUCUUGAGGUUGAUCAUUAAGGAGGCAAGUCCGCUGUUAACACAUAUCACCCACACGAAUGACCUCACCUCGCUCGCCUUAACCAACUCAAACCUCCACAACCUCGCGGUUCCUCACAUCUACUCCCGAUUUGACAUUGUCUGGCCUGAUGCCAACCAGAUGACAACAUCCGACUCCAAGAGCGUUGAUGCCCUCACCUAUGGCCUCUCCACUAUCUGCCUCGGCAGCUCCUUCGCCCGCCGUACCCGCAAGAUGCUCUACCCCGGCUAUAAACCUAGCUACAGCCCCUCCGUACGACAACAGAAGAAUGAUUAUGCCAAGUACACGAGAAAGUUUUCGCUGGGAAAUGGCCCGCACGACUGGGUUGCGGAAUACAUGAUAACCAAGGAGAGCGGCAAGAUGCUGGGCACCCUGGUGGCGCUGGCUAUCGAAAAGAUGGUCAACCUGGAGACUUUCGUUUGGGAUAUGCCGACCGGUGUUCUGUCCGACAUCUUCAUGGCGUUGGCUUCCAUUCCAGAGCAGUGCCCGGAUGGCGAGUCGAAGCUCGAAAAGGUCUGGGUGAGAUGGCACGACAACUCCCAGAGCUCGAGCUCGUCCGCGUCUUCGACUCCGCCUCCAUCAAAUCCGCCUCAUGCGGCAGUGCCUGCCGGCAGCAAUCUCACCGCGAUUGGUAUUCUGAUUCCAUCGGACGCUGUCCACCCGGCACCGCGGGCUGCGAUACCGUAUGCGGAAACCCGAGUCGAGUUCCCUACCUUUAGUGUCCUGCCUCCCGUCAAGAGUCUGACCGUUCUGGAUAUUGACGAGCUUGCUUACCUAGAUGAGAUGGCGGUAGUUAUUGAAAGAUCCAAGGACCGUCUGCAGGAGUUGCGCGUGGGCAUAUCCCAGAAGGCCAUUUAUCAGGACUUCGUUCAGACUUGGGACGGGCCCGACUUGCGGCAGAUCGACCGGGAUGCUAGAUGGCCAGGCGAGAGCACCAUUGGCGAGAGAAGGCUGGGCGGGGUCUUGGGCGUUUUGGUCGGCCGAAUCUAUGAUAUUCGUCGGAAAACAACUUCGAAACCCCGGGAGAAGGUCCCGUUGCUGUCCUCCGAUGGCACGCCGCAGAUAGACACAGCUCCCGACUCGGAUUCCGUCGAGACCUCAACGACACUGGGUGACUCCGAGGUUGCUGGAGCAAACGACCUGCAAGCGGACGGUGUGGUCGAGUCAGACCAGGGCAUAGAUCUUCCGGCGGCAACAGGCGUUGUUUCAAGCACUCACGAGGAGAGCAAUGGCCAGCCGAUGGAGGACGUGCAGUCCGAGAAAGGACCUGCCGCUGGCGGCAACAAUGCCAACGACGCGCCUCCCACUUUAUCGCGAAAGAGGCUGGACGGCAAGCUCAGGCUGCGCACGCUCGAGCUGGAGAGGGUUCCUCUAUCAAUUCAGGUCUGCUGUCAGGCGAUCGACUGGACAGUCUUGACAACACUGACUAUACUUGAAUGCGCCCAGCAUGAGCAUCUCUGGAAGGCCCUGCGCCGACAGUUCACGCCCACUCCGGUAGGGAGAUUCGGAUCUCAUGGCCCUCAUAAACAGGCCAUGGAGUAUCAUCUCAGCCUCAAGAGCAUUCAUACCGACAUGACUUCGACGACUCUUAUCAGCUUUCUCAGGGACACUCUGGCACCAAACAGCCUGGAAGUCCUCUUUUUGCAGGAUCGCAGACGCACCACUGGUCCACCGGCUGUGACUAUUGAGCAGAUCUUCAAGGGAGUCAUCAAGAGGCAUCGGUCGAGCUUGCAGAAGGUCCUCCUCGACAGCUCAGACCGGAAGCGCAGCAGCAGCAAUGCACCGAUGGAUGCUUCCCGUUGGCGCAACUGGGUGCUACCGACAGACAUGCUGCUUUACAUGACGAGCGGACGCAUGGCGAGCAUCAGGGAGCUCGCCAUCUCGCUGUAUUACAAAGACUGGCACACGUUCCUCCAGAGGCUGCCGAGUGUUCCACAGUUACGAUCACUCAACCUGCAGCACAUCGCUGACCAUGUACUCGGCAACUUCGAUUCGAGAGAGUUGGCUCUGCAGCUGGUGGAUAUCAUCACUCUGCGCCCAGAGAUCCAGCUCUGCUAUGUGGGUAUUUCGACCAAGUGUUUCGAGAUUCUGGAGAGCAAACCUGCGGAGGAGAGCGGCACUUCAGCCACAAGCGUCACGGCUGAUCACGGCGCCACUGGACAAGAUUCGGGAGUCGACGGUGAAGACGACGACGACGACGAGGAAGAGGACGGUACAGACGACGAGACGGCGAGCCAGGUGGACGAGGAGACCUCCGAAGAGGAGGGCGAGGACGACAAUACCCCGGCAAGUGCGGUAGAAGUGGAGGACUCGCAGUCGGAGGCGUCCGCCAUGGCACAGGACUCGGACGACGACGACUCUGUGCGUGACGUUGACGUUGUUCACUCGCGGCCGCGCCUCCGGCUUCGCGAGAUUCUCUUUUACGACGACAAGGUGGCAAUCUUCAAGGCUCGACAUGGGAGAUUAUAA